AUGUGUGUGAAUGCAUUUUAUUUGACUUUGUGUAUGCAACAUGCUCCGAUAUAAUUCUCUUUGGUUAUAUUGGCAAUGUUUUUUAUAGAAGGGGAAGACAUAUUAACCAAGAUUAUACUAUCGAUGCUGAAAUAUUUUGAGAAUUAUUUAUUGAAAAUAAACGACUUUUAAAAAAUAACUGAGUUCAUCAAGAGAGGAUUGAUAAAUAAUUUCUAUCGAGAAAUACAAAAAUGUAGGAAACAGAAGAGAUUGGUAUAGGUACUUUUAGAUAUUGGAUUCAUUAAAAGGAAAGAAAAGUAACACAAACCAAAAAAGCCUAAGGGAUUAAUGGGAAGAUUAAUAGCUAAACCAUUAUCAUUUGGAAACGAUGUUUAUAGUUAUUUUUUUAAAUGA
Messenger RNA from Paramecium tetraurelia, 393 nucleotides. RefSeq lists its product as uncharacterized. NCBI's taxonomy places the organism in Eukaryota, Ciliophora, Oligohymenophorea, Peniculida, Parameciidae. The transcript has a single exon. The record is from RefSeq and is a predicted model, not a curated record.